Aspergillus oryzae RIB40 is the source of this 1278-nucleotide messenger RNA. RefSeq lists its product as uncharacterized. The transcript is spliced from 4 exons. The record is from RefSeq and is a predicted model, not a curated record. Lineage: Eukaryota; Fungi; Ascomycota; Eurotiomycetes; Eurotiales; Aspergillaceae. Bases 1 to 1278 code for a protein of 425 amino acids.
AUGAUAUCCCACGUGUUUUUCGCUUGGUACCUCCUUCUGCUGUCCAUUUUCGACGGGGGGGUGGUCGCUAGGAGAGGGGGAGGAGGUAAUUAUGAUAGCGGCAGCAAUAGUGACAGUAGCAGUGACGGCGAUAGUGAUAACGGCAGUGGUGGAGGCGACGACAGCUCAAGUCCUUCAGGGUGUGGAAGUGGAGCAAGUAAUGCACUUAGCAACACAUAUCUUGUUCCUAGACAUGCGUGGAACUGGACAUCGCAAAGCGGUGCGUACUCGACCGACAGCCCGACUAUAUACGACGGUUCAUACUUUCAAGGAGAAGGGUAUCUGUCAUACAAUAUUACGAAUGGAAACAAAUGUCAAAGUACGAAGCAGCUCCGGUUGUUAGGAUAUGCUUGGAUAGGGCCACAGCCUCCAUACCCAGCUGGAUCUGAAAACCCUUUUAUCAUAGGGUUCAAGGCGUGGGAAUCCACCAAAGCUGUGAGCGAAAUUCAUACAUCCUAUACACAGAUCAUAUGGGAAGGAGACUCGUGUGCUUCAGAGCCGGAUCUCUUCGGCAUCGUCACAACUAGAGGUUCAGCUUCUCGCACCGAAGCAUCAGACACAAUGAUCAUGAAUGUCUCAACUAGUCCGGCAGCGCCGGGUGCCGUUGACUUCAAUGCUUCCACAGUUACUGAUCUUAGUCCUCGCAUCAGUGAUUCCGAAGGCUUAUUCCGUCUCCGAGCGCAGAGUUGUGCUUCGCAUGAUACAGAUAUGCGCUGGCCAGCCACGACGGUCAUGCAGGGAUCUGUAACAAAUACCACCUUGGGGCUCGAAUUUUCUGGUUCAGUUGACAUGAAUUCCACCCAAUACCAGUUCUAUGCUGGCCGCGACGAGAACCUCAAGGUAAAUUUUACGGUUACCUUCUCUGGGCAGUUCGACAGCGUUAAUUCGACUCAUGCCCUCAAUGUCCAGCAAGCCAAUCAAAGUCUUGCAUGGGUACCGAAUAGUGCUGUCAAUAUUGUACCAGGCAGCUGGGGUUAUAUCUUAGCAGGUGCUGCUGGAAUACAAAUAUUGGCUUUGAAUAUAUGGGAUCAUUCACCACGUGAUUGUGCCCAACAUAAAAACGUGCACGGUUCAUAUUACAAAUACCCUUCCAAAAGCUAUGUCAUCAAACUGCGACGACUGCACCUUCAACCACUGGCACUGGAUCCUGGUCUGGAUCUAUGCAACAUGGUGGGACGAGUCGACAAUCAGUCAUCGUUCAAGACUGGACCCUCCGCCAAGUGCGAGCUCCUGGCUUGA